Serpula lacrymans var. lacrymans S7.9 is the source of this 2891-nucleotide messenger RNA. RefSeq lists its product as uncharacterized. Gene Ontology annotation, biological process: rRNA processing. Bases 1 to 2853 code for a protein of 950 amino acids. The transcript is spliced from 15 exons. The record is from RefSeq and is a predicted model, not a curated record. Lineage: Eukaryota; Fungi; Basidiomycota; Agaricomycetes; Boletales; Serpulaceae. Gene Ontology annotation, molecular function: protein binding. Gene Ontology annotation, cellular component: Pwp2p-containing subcomplex of 90S preribosome; small-subunit processome.
AUGUCUCAUAACGAUGCGGACACGACGGAUGCUCCACCACGCAAGAAAAUACGCAAGGCUUUGUCCCUCAAAAAAUCUGAUUCCUCCCCUCAUGUGGUAGCGUCAACUCCUCGUUUGUUUGCUCCUUUUCGAGCUCUUGGUCUUAUAACCAACCACAUACCACUCUUUAUACAAACGCGCUCGCACAAGGGUGCGACAGACGGCCCGCGGAUACAUAUAUUGACAUGUUUGGGAAAAUCGUGGGCCAUGUGGGAAGGUGGAAAGAUGGGUCUGUUAUUCGUCGGUCCUGAAGCAGAAUCUCCCAUAUCAAGUAUGGCUAUGGAUGAUGAUUCUGUUUGGGUUGCGUCUGGUUCGCAUGUUAUCAAAUAUAUUCGCGGAAAAGAGGCUGCACGACUCACCAAUCCUAUGGGUACUUUACUCGUAUCUAUUCUUAUUUUUGGAACGCAGCUGCUGGCGCUCACAGAAGAUGGUGCAAAAAUGCUUAUAUGGGAUAUCGCAAAAGCAGAUGCUGAAAUCAUAGCUGUCAUUCAGUUUGAUAACGGCUUCACUGCAACCUCUGUCUUGCAUCCGGUUACAUAUCUCAACAAGGUAUUAGUCGCCAGUAGCGAGGGUGAUUUGCAGCUAUGGAAUAUCCGUACACAGUCCAAAUUGCUGACUUCUCCGACUCAAUCGUCUGAAAAUGUUCCUCCUAAUCCUAUAACAGCAUUGACACAAUCCCCUGCUAUUGAUGUCGUCGGUAUUGGUUUCAUCUCGGGGGAAAUUUCCGUAUACGAUGUCAGAGCAGAUGAACGGCUAAUGAGAAUGUACAUGGAAGGUGGCGGUAUCAAAGCUUUAGGGUUCAGGAGUGAUGGCCACCCCAUCCUUGCUUCUGCCUCAUCAGCUGGUCACAUAGCACUUUGGGAUCUGAAUUCCGGAGGGCGCUUACUCCAUCUAUUACGAGGAGCGCACGACGGUGCUGUAAGUGCCGUAGAAUGGGUACCUGGUCAACCAGUGUUGAUCAGUUCAGGCGAAGAUAACAGCGUCAAGCAAUGGUUAUUUGAUUCACCAACAGCAGCGCCUAGACUACUCAAAUUUCGCUCGGGCCAUCAAGCGCCUCCACAUCUGAUACGAUAUUACGGUGACGAUGGUAAACAACUAUUGACUGCCUCGACUGAUCGCAGUCUGAGGUAUACGUCAGUGGUACGCGAUUCGCGGUCAUUUGAGAUGUCUCAAGGAUCGCUCGUAAAGAAAGCCACUGUGUUGUCAAAGCCUCUUGCUUCAUUGAAAUUUCAUCCCAUCACUGCUAUUUCUACGUCUUCCACACGCUCCAAGGACUGGGAUGACGUUAUAACAGCACAUGCAGAGGAUCCCUUCAUCCGGUCUUGGACUGUACUUGGGAAAAAACUGGGAAAACACACACUGAGCCAUGUGGAUGGCCUGAAAAGAAAGAUGUCGCCUGGUAAUGUCAAGUCUGUUUGUGUAACAGCAUGCGGUAAUUUUGGCAUAGCAGGAUCGGCAACGGGUGAAAUACACAUGUGGAAUAUGCAAUCAGGACUCAAAAGAAAGAGCUUUAAGGUCGGCCCUUGCCCACUGGCUGCCUCUGAAAAACUGCAGUCGAAAAAUGCCAAACCGAGCGAACGUAGCAUCACUGGUUUGGCCUGUGAUUCUUUGAAUCGCUCAGUGAUAGCUAGCACUUCAGAUGGCACUAUCAACUUUUUUGACUUCCACACAACAAACUUAGAACACACCGUAAAUGUAUCUUCGCCAAUAUCAUCAACAACAUUACAACGUGACAGUGGUUUGCUGGCUGUCAUCUGUGAAGAUUAUGUCGUUCGAAUCUUGGACAUCGAGACACGAAGAACUGUCAGAGAACUUGCUUGCGGUUCGACUGGACGAAUACUUGAUAUCACGUUUUCUCCAGAUUCAAGAUGGUUAGUGGUGACCUCCAUGGACUCUAUCAUCCGAACCUUUGAUAUACCUACUGGACGUCUCAUUGACGCCUUUCGUACACCGAGUGUGGCAACGAGUAUUGAUUUUUCACCGACCAAUGACUUUUUGGCCACGUCUCAUGUGGAUAGUGUAGGAAUAUUUUUAUGGGCGAACCGAGCUCAGUAUUCUGAAGUGUCUUUCAAGUCGAUAUCCGAGAGUGAUGUCGCGGAAGCAUCUCUCCCUUCAAUGCAAGGUGUUGCCGAAGACGAAGCGCUUGAAGGAUUGUCGGCGCUCACCGUGGAAGACAAGCCAAUAGAUAGUUUUGUCACACCUCCACAGUUGGAUGGAGACCUUGUGACAUUAACACUGCUACCUCGAUCACGGUGGCAAACCUUGCUCAACCUGGAAAUUAUCAUUCAACGCAACAAACCAAAAGAGCCGCCAAAAAAGCCUGAACAGGCUCCUUUCUUCUUACCCACGCUUCCAGGCGUAGAACCUCGGUUCGCGCUCGAAGAAAAGGAGAAAGAAAAAAAUGAUCAACGCACAAGAAGAUUAGACAAGAUUGCAGCGGAAACAGACAGUAUCUUCCGGGAAAAGCUAUCCGGCAUUCGUACAGAUGCAGACCACGAUGCCUUCUUCGACUAUGUCAAAAUACUUUCGCCUGCUGCUAUCGAUCUUGAAAUCCGUUCCUUGGUCACGUUGGAUAGCUUUCGACAAUUCCUACAGGCCUUGACGCGUCGUUUGCUCUCCCAUCGAGACUUUGAAGCUGUCCAGGCCUUCCUGAGUGUCUUUCUACGUCUUCACGGCGAUGUUAUUAUCGAAAACAUCGAAAUACAGGAGGAGCUGGAGGCAUUACUUGAGGUUCAGCGGAAAGAAAGUGACCGAGUCCUAGAGCUCCUUGCUUCUUCACUUGGGACUUUGGGAUUCGUCAGAGAUACUCUAUAAAGCAAUCUAUGAUAGUGUCAAUAUAUAUGUUUCACUGA